AUGGGAGGGAGAAGUCAAAUUGAAGGGGGAAGUGUGUGGUGUAACCGAAGAGAGAAAGGGAGAAAAAACGUGGACUUACAGGCAAGGAACAUCAGUCUUCAACCAGGAAGAAAGGGAGAGGACAGAGGGAGGGGGAAAAGUUGUAUUUAGGGGACUCGGGCUCAACUUUGCUAUUAGGACAACAAUUAGUUAAAGUUGAGCUUAAAUUCUUAUUUUGUUAUUCAAUAAGGAACCUUUAUUUCGAGCCCCUGUGAGAGGACACACAACUGAAAGCAGCAGCGAUGGCGCCCACUCUCGUCCAGGCCUACAGGAGGCGCUGGUGGAUGGCGGUGACAGCGGUAAUUGAAAACCUGCUGUGUUCGGCUGUGCUGCUGGGAUGGGGCUCCCUGCUCAUCAUGUUAAAGAGGGAAGGCUUCUACUCUCACCUGUGCUCAGAAAAUGACACAGCGCACACGUCUUUGGGUAACUCCUCUGGCCAGAAGGUUGAGGAGUGGGUCAGCUGUGUGGACCAGGAAGAGAUGCUGAAUCUGGGCUUCACCAUCGGUUCCUUCUUGCUUAGUGCCACCACCCUCCCGCUUGGUAUCCUGAUGGAUAAGUUUGGACCACGUCCCAUUCGACUGGUUGGAAGCUCAUGCUUUGGUCUGUCCUGUAUUAUGAUGGCCACCUCUGCCUACAAGACCGACAUCCUCUCAGCGCUCAUCUUCCUGGCUCUUUCUCUGAAUGGCUUCGGAGGCAUCUGCCUGACCUUCACCUCCAUCACGCUCCCCAACAUGUUUGGUGCCCUGAGCUCCACCAUAAUGUCUCUGAUGAUCGGCUCCUACGCUUCCUCUGCAGUCACCUUCCCUGGAGUCAAGGCCAUCUACGACGCAGGCGUGUCGUUCACGGUGAUCAUGUGGACGUGGGCGGGUCUUGCCACAUGUGUCUUCAUAAAUUGUUUUGUAAACUGGCCCAAAGAAGGUUUUCCAACACCUGAAGAGGUGGACUACAGUAAGAUCCUCCAUGUUCAAGAGCCACCUUCAUCUGAGCAGAAGGUUGUUGGUGAGAGACUGAGCCACCAAAACGGAGACAUCCGACGCUCCACAGAGAAGCUUGCUAAUGGACAUGAGGUUGCACCCAAUGCGGUUCCUUUCCGUCGGUCUGUGUUUUCUCCCAUCUUCCUCUGGAGUCUGGUUACCAUGGGGAUGUCCCAGUUGAGAAUCAUCUUUUAUAUGGGGGCAAUGAACAAGAUGCUGGAGUUCCUGAUCACCCAUGGAGAAGAGCACCCGUCUGGCAAGCUAGCCAAGGAGGCAGAAGACAAUGUGGGUUUCUACUCGUCCACCUUUGGCAUGCUACAGCUGUUGUGUCUGGCCACAUGUCCUCUGAUUGGCUACAUCAUGGACUGGAAGAUGAAGGAGUGUGAAGAGGAUCAGACAGUCCCCUCAGGCAGACAAGAGAGGCUCACCAGUGGACCCAAAAGAGACCGUAAGAUUCAGAAGGUGACAAAUGCAAUGAGGGCGUUCAUCCUCACUAACCUGCUGCUAAUUGCAUUUGGAGUCUGCUGCCUCAUCGACAACCUGCCUCUACAGAUCUUGACCUUCAUCCUCCACACUAUGGUCCGAGGCUUCAUCCACUCCUGCUGUGGAGGACUUUAUGCUGCUGUCUACCCGUCCAACCACUUUGGCACGCUGACAGGCCUCCAGUCCAUGAUCAGCGCUGUGAUCGCCCUGCUGCAGCAGCCACUCUUCAUCGCCAUGGUUGGACCAUUGAAAGGAGACCCCUACUAUAUCAACCUCGGCCUGCUGAUCUUCUCGUUUACUGGCUUCCUGUUGCCAGGUUACCUGUUCUACCACUGCAGACAGCUGACGAGGGAAAAGAAGGCCAGAGAAAAGCUGGCUGCCAAUCAGGAGAUGGAGGCGCUCAACCACACCAACGCCAAUGGCUGCAAACCUCACACUAAUGGCUUCGCUGCUAUAGAUGCUUAGAGAACACAACAGCUUAGGAUAGGGGGGGACAGUAGGAUUAGAUAUGAAAUAAGCAACCAUAAAGUUAUGUUAAGUUUUGUUUUUUGUUUUGUUUUGUUUUUUUAAGCUGGUGCUAGUUCUCGUAACAAACCACAUCAGAAAGAAUAUGAUAUCCCACAUGUUUGUAUUUUAGGGAGAUUUGUCAUCACUUGUUUUGUUUUUUUAUUUAUUUUGGUCUAGGUCAAGGAUCAAGUUCGUGUGUUUAAAAAGCCAUGGAUUUCAUUUGAUAUCACAGUACUUGAAAUACUAUGAUAUAGUUUUCUAAGACUUAUAAUCAUGACAAUACUAGUUAACACCAAAGAACUGCUUGAAGAUAUUAAGUUACACUUCCAGUUCACAAGCUUGUGGGGAUAGGUUAAUUGGAUAAUCCAAAUUGUCACUAGGUGUGAAU
This is a messenger RNA of Pundamilia nyererei, 2391 nucleotides long. It is a transcript of the gene slc43a1a, whose product is annotated as solute carrier family 43 member 1a. NCBI's taxonomy places the organism in Eukaryota, Metazoa, Chordata, Actinopteri, Cichliformes, Cichlidae. The coding region runs from base 282 to 1961 and encodes 559 amino acids. The record is from RefSeq and is a predicted model, not a curated record. The transcript is spliced from 15 exons. Gene Ontology annotation, molecular function: neutral L-amino acid transmembrane transporter activity; L-amino acid transmembrane transporter activity. Gene Ontology annotation, biological process: transmembrane transport; neutral amino acid transport.